CUAGUAGCUAGCUAGGUAGUAGGUAGAAGAUCUUUGAGCAACGGUACCAGUACGGUAGUACCGGUACAAGUUGUAGAUACAAGAGAAAGCAACCAUGGCGUUUCCAUUCCGCUUGAUACUUCUUCUCUCCUGUUUGUUGUUCACAGCAAGGGCGCUUGCACCCGUCAAAACAUCUCCCCCCGCCUCGGUGCUCCGCCGUGCUGUCGAUCCCAGCAAUGCUCCAUCGCUCUUGGAACUCACAAAGGCACUCGUCGAGCUAAGCCGAUCGACGAAUCCAGAGACGAAUUGGUCACAGAAAUUAGGAGCCAAAUCCUGGACACCCGUCUUUUCGGCAUCGCCGGAAGUGUUACAGAACACCCACAAUGACACUGCCGUGGGACGAUUCUUGCCACCUGGAAUCAGUUGCCUGUCGUUUUCGUCCAGUACCAAUGAAACGGGAACGGCUUGCAAUCAGAUCAAUCCAUUCUUUGGCGGCAGCCGAGCCGCAACCUUUCGUGUCGAAGGAACCUACACUCUCAACGAUCGAACCAUGACGCUCGAAUUUGAACAAUUGACCAUUCGGUUGCUUGUUGGGUGGAAUCAUCACACUGCCAUCGCUGGAUAUACGAGAAGGACGCGGCAUCCGAAGUCUGUUGGAACGAUUGGUACGAGGGGGAAAGAAAACUGCGGAAAAGAAGAAAACCUUUGAAAAGCGACCCAACACUUACUUCUGGUUCUAUGCCGACGAACACAUUUGUGUGGCACAAGGAUCCAGUGGAUCGGUGGCAGUUUGGGUUGCGGCUGAUGACCAGGAUACCACCACCAACUGCUCCGAAGAAAGUUAGAUAGGCUGGCUAACAAGGUUGCGAGCAAUCAACAGGGAAUUUGUGAAUGGGUACAUCCUCUUUGAAAGUACCAAAGAUCAGCUUUUGAACCGAAGGUAGCAGGUUGUGGCUCAAGAUUUGCUAUUACGGCCUGGAGAUGCAAACUCCGUUUCCAACUGGCUAAACGAAGCAACUGUAAUAAUCUAAAGUACCACGUACCGGUAGGUGACUGGCUUGCUGUAUUAAUAGAACGGAAUGGAAUCAAUGCAUGCAUCAUAUAAUUUUAAGCCAG
This is a messenger RNA of Seminavis robusta, 1095 nucleotides long. The record is from the annotation of a GenBank genome assembly. Lineage: Eukaryota; Bacillariophyta; Bacillariophyceae; Naviculales; Naviculaceae.